Molecule: messenger RNA, 586 nt
Organism: Boleophthalmus pectinirostris (great blue-spotted mudskipper)
Lineage: Eukaryota; Metazoa; Chordata; Actinopteri; Gobiiformes; Gobiidae
Gene: crygs2
Product: crystallin, gamma S2
Exons: 2
Coding region: 8-586 (192 amino acids)
Biological process (GO): visual perception; lens development in camera-type eye
Molecular function (GO): structural constituent of eye lens
Source: RefSeq, a predicted model, not a curated record
UUUUAAAAUGUUAACGAAACAACUUGAUGUGGGUAUUAUAGUAACUUUAAUGAAACAAAUUAUUCCUCAGAUUGUCUUUUAUGAGGACAAAAACUUCCAGGGCCGUCGGUAUGAGUGUGACAGUAACUGCUCUGACUUCCAAGCCUACCUGAGUCGGUGCAACUCCAUCCGGGUAGAGAGUGGGGCAUGGGUUGUGUAUGAGAGGCCUAACUACAUGGGCUAUCAGUAUGUAGUGAAGAGAGGGGAAUAUCCAGAGUACCAGCGGUGGAUGGGUAUCAAUGAUCGCAUCAGCUCCUGCAAGAUGAUCCACUUUACCAGUGAAACCUCCUACAAAAUGCAGCUGUAUGAGAAGGCAGACUUUGGAGGCCAGGCCUUUGAAGCCACAGACGACUGCCCUUCACUUCUGGAGAAGCUCCGCUGGAGAGAGGUCAACUCCUGCAAGGUGUUUGACGGUUGGUGGGUUUUCUACGAGCACUCCAACUAUCGUGGACGUCAAUACUUUCUCGAAAAGGGCGAGUACCGCAAGCCUGGGGAUUGGGGUGCAGCGAAUGCAACAGUUCAGUCUUUCAAGCGCUUCACAGAGUGA